This is a messenger RNA of Episyrphus balteatus (marmalade hoverfly), 777 nucleotides long. RefSeq names its product trigger factor-like. The coding region runs from base 1 to 777 and encodes 258 amino acids. The record is from RefSeq and is a predicted model, not a curated record. The transcript is spliced from 2 exons. Lineage: Eukaryota; Metazoa; Arthropoda; Insecta; Diptera; Syrphidae.
AUGAAGAUCAGUUUAGCAGGAGUUUUAGUACUCUGCUUGGGAAUAGCUUGUGCAGAACGAGCAUUUCCACAGAGAAGUUUGGCCGCAAGAGCAGCAUCAGUUGGUGGUAACCAACCCUACUGGUUCCUUGGAGCACCCCGAACACGCCAAGCUGUCACUCAAUCAGUUGAAGACUAUUCUGACGAUAGUGACGACAUCGAUGAUGAACAACAGGGAGCUUUUUUAAUUGUUCAAGAUGAUGAUGAUGAUAUUGAAGCUGAUAGCUCCUUCGAUGACGAAAUCGUCGAAGACAAUUUCGAGAACGAUGAUGGUGAUGACGAAGAUUCAGAACUGAAUGGAAAUAUUAUUGGAAUAUUUUCACUGAAAGAAAAUAACGGUAUUAUCGAGUUGGAAGCCCGUGAAAUCGAUCAUGACGAUGAUGAUGUUGAUGAGAAUGAUGAAGAAUCUGACGAAACUGCAGUUUAUCUGCCACGUGAGGUUUUGGAAAAUCUUCCCCAAGGAAGUGUAAUGGCUUUGGUUGAUGACUCUGAUAGUGAAGGUAGAGCUAGAAGAGUUGUUCGCCGAAGAGUUACAAACGGCGGUGGUGGUAAAAGACGUAGAAGGCGUCGAGGUAAUAAUAAUAUCCGUCGUCGCAAGCCUAUUCGUCGUCGUCGAGGUGGUAAUAGAGGAGGAGUUAGAAGGAAACUUAUUCGUCGUCGUGUUGGUCCCCAAAGAAGAGGUAACAGGCGUAGGAAUAACAACCGUAGAAGAAGACGACCACAAGUGAUAAGACUUUAG